AUGAGCACCCCAAGCAUAUCUGACGGCGUCAUCCUCUUCUGGAAAAACUUCGUCGAGGUUGCGGACAGUUCGCCUAACUUCUUGGCUAACGAAGAGUCGGUCGCUACUACCGGUCGACGUGAGCUAGUCUCCCGCUGCGUCAACAAGUAUCGGGGGGAGAACGUGAUGAUGGUCAAGACGACCUCUGACCUCGGGAGCGUGACGGAGGCGGAGUUCAAACCAUCCAUGGUUUUGAAGGUCGGGGAUUACCAGGACGGAACACGUUUGGGUGCUAUGGGAAAUGUGGACAGGCAGAUUGACGACAAGACUUCGGUCAAGUUUGUCAUUGCGGGGAAGGGAUUCGACGCGGUCAUAGAUGGUGGCGAUGCCAGCGAUUUCUACCAAGACCAAUUGUGCGGCUUGCACACCGUUCAGCGCAAAUUUGCUGGCAGCAAGGAUACCCUGGACGAUUGGAUUGCUGGUAACGAAUUUUUGGUUCGGCCCUUCGUUAAGGAUCGUGUGGGAAGCGCCACACCGUGCAGUGCUAUUGGUGGCAAAUAUGCCAACUAUCCUUGCCCUGCUGUCUCAACCCUUGUUUAUUUUGCGGACAAGGCUAAGGGUUUUAUCGCGGCAUCGACUCAAUCGGAGCCAGCCCUUGAGCGUUCUGCUCGGAAGCGUAAGAACCCUGACAUAGUGAAUACGGAUCGCGACGUUGCGCCGCCCGUUGAUGCUUCGUCUACGCCUACAGAAGUGCCGGCUGUUGCGCUCGGUGCCAAGUACCCGACAAAUGUGCUACCUGACCACGACUGUAACGCGUUGAUCAGACACAGUCCUGCCGUUCGCGUCAACCAGCUCGAUUGGCGUGGCUUAGAUAACGAAUUAAUCCCCAUGUGGGAUAUCAAGAACGUACUUCGCCCCGGUUCGGUUGUGAUGGUCCAGGUGGUUUUCAAGAUGUGGGAUAUCAAAGCUAACGAAACGAACAAAAAGGCAUCGAAGUCUUUUCAGAUUGUAAUCAACAAACUUAGGCUCAUGCACGAGUCUGAUGCUCCACCCGCUGAGGAUCCGGCUACCGUACCAGACGACACGUCGACGAAUAUCGCCGCCGCACACGAAGAGGUCGCCGACGAGUUCGACCUCAUCAUGAUCAACAACGGACACGCGUCGAGUUCCGCGUCCUCCUCUGAGCAGCAGGGGAACGCGAUGGCGAUGGACGAACUUCCCGCUGGAGUCGCGAUGGAGACGGACGGGGAUUCGAAGAGGCGCAAGAAGGGUAAGAAGUAG
Stereum hirsutum FP-91666 SS1 is the source of this 1260-nucleotide messenger RNA. RefSeq lists its product as uncharacterized. The transcript has 6 exons. The record is from RefSeq and is a predicted model, not a curated record. The coding region runs from base 1 to 1260 and encodes 419 amino acids. NCBI's taxonomy places the organism in Eukaryota, Fungi, Basidiomycota, Agaricomycetes, Russulales, Stereaceae.